CACCAACGUCUGGGAGAGAGCGUGGUGCUGAGGCUGCUGGAGCCCUAUGUGGGAAAGGGCAGAAGUGUCACCACUGAUAAUUUCUUUACCUCACUAAAUAUGGCAAAAACCCUUCAACACAAACACACCAGCCUGGUUGGAACGUGCAACAGGAGCAGGCGUGAGCUUCCACCUGCGGUGCAGCAGCAGCAAAAGGAGCUGUUCUCGACAAAGGUGCUGAAGCACGACCGUGCCACCCUCACGGUGUACCAGGGAAAGCCCAGGAAGAACGUGGCUCUCCUCAGCACCAUGCACCCAGUUGUGACCAUUGGGGCUGACAGGAAGAAAAAGCCAGAGACUGUGAGCUUCUACAAUGUCACCAAGGUGGGAGUCGACGUCCUGGAUCAGAUGGCUCGGCUCUACACCGUAAAAGGUGCAACAAGAAGAUGGCCUGUUGCCGUUUUUUACAACCUUCUGGACAUGGCUGCAAUAAAUGCAUACGUCCUCUUAAAAUCCUGCACCGGCCAGACUAUCCCAAGGAGAGCCUUCAUUUUGCAGCUGGCCAAAGAACUGCGGGAGGAGCACCUCAGUGGCAAGGUGUCACUACAGUCGGUGCCACAGGAGCUGCAACAGCCACAGGCACUGGCAAACAGGAGGCAGUGCCAAAUCAACAGCUAA
Messenger RNA from Cheilinus undulatus (humphead wrasse), 657 nucleotides. RefSeq lists its product as uncharacterized. The record is from RefSeq and is a predicted model, not a curated record. The annotation marks the transcript as partial. The transcript is spliced from 2 exons. Lineage: Eukaryota; Metazoa; Chordata; Actinopteri; Labriformes; Labridae.